UAGACAUGAUAAAAAAUAUAUAAAAUAAUAAUAAUAAUGGCAAGUACAGUGAGAUCAAAUUCAGUGUCAUUACUAACCUCAUUAUUUUCCACUAAUUGUUUUCCAAUUCACAACUUAAAUUUAUUAAACUCAUCAUCAUCAUCAUCCAUUAAUUCAAAAUCAUCAUCUGCGUUUAGUAUUAAAGCUUCUACUGAAAUGGCGACAACAACCAAAAUUAUCGACUCUCACUUACAUGUUUGGGCUUCUCCGCAAGAGGCUAUGGAUAAAUAUCCUUAUGUUGCUGGCCAAGAACCAUCCUUACGUGGUAAUUUUGAUUUCUUACUUGAUUGUAUGAAAGAAGCGGGUGUGGAUGGUGCAUUGAUAGUGCAGCCGAUAAAUCACAAGUUUGAUCAUUCAUAUGUAACAAGUGUUUUGAAGAAACAUCCUUCAAAAUUUGUUGGUUGUUGUCUUGCAAAUCCAGCAGAAGAUGGCAGUGGAAUCCAGGAGCUUGAACGUCUUGUUUUAGAGGAUGGUUAUCGUGCAGUUCGUUUUAAUCCAUACUUGUGGCCAUCUGGUCAAAAGAUGACAAACGAAGUUGGGAAAGCGAUGUUUUCGAAAGCAGGGGAGCUGGGGGUGCCAGUAGGGUUCAUGUGCUUUAAGGGUCUUAAUUUGCAUAUAGAAGAAAUCGAGACGUUGUGUAGUGACUUUCCAAAAACAGCAGUACUACUUGAUCAUUUAGCUUUCUGCAAACCUCCUACAAAUGAUGAAGAGGCCAAAAACUUCUCAAGACUCUUAGGGCUAUCAAGAUUUCUGCAGGUCUAUGUAAAAUUUAGUGCCCUCUUCAGAGUUUCAAGAAAGCCAUUUCCAUAUGAAGAUUUAUCCCUGAUUCUUUCACAAGUAGUUUCCAGCUUUGGUGCCAAUCGGGUGAUGUGGGGAAGCGAUUUCCCUUUUGUUGUCGAAGAGUGUGGUUACAAAGAAUCAAAAGACGCAGUCGCUCUAAAUGCCAGUCAAGUGACUUUAUCAUCUUCUGAUUUGGAGUGGAUCAUGGGGAAGACUGUUAUGCAGCUUUUCAAAGGACAGUGGACUGUUGCUUGACUUUCUACUUUCAUUUAAUGCAUAUAACACUCCGGAGUUCUAUUUAGACAUAGAUACUCAAACCAGCCACAAGAGCUGUUAUGCUUUGGACCCAUGCAUUGCGAGCCACAAGCAUGUAGCUUUUCGAGUUAUAUUUAAGUUUCCCCGAAAUGCACCAGUUGUGUUUGGGUAUGUAGUUGUAAUGUAUACAACUUACUAAUGCACUUAAUUUAUAAAAAGCUCAAAUAGGUUGGUCACAA
This is a messenger RNA of Erigeron canadensis, 1313 nucleotides long. RefSeq names its product 2-pyrone-4,6-dicarboxylate hydrolase. The record is from RefSeq and is a predicted model, not a curated record. Gene Ontology annotation, biological process: secondary metabolic process. Gene Ontology annotation, molecular function: hydrolase activity; carboxy-lyase activity. The coding region runs from base 37 to 1074 and encodes 345 amino acids. NCBI's taxonomy places the organism in Eukaryota, Viridiplantae, Streptophyta, Magnoliopsida, Asterales, Asteraceae. Gene Ontology annotation, cellular component: cytoplasm. The transcript has 10 exons.